CUGAGUUCAGUUCUCUACUGAGCUUUGAGCUAUACGCACAUUUGCCAACCAACUGUUGUUACUCUUUUGAUUCCACUUUUUGUUUCUCCGCUAAAUAAAAAGAAGUGAAUUUUCUCCCUUUAAAUACGAAAAAAAACGCACAUUUUUACCCACUAUAGUGAUAAUUUAUUUAUUUACUCAUUUUUUUUAAAUUAAAGGAAUUCUUACAAGGAAUCUUAGUGCUUUUCAAACCACUAGUUUUUUAAGUUAAAAAAAUUAAAACCAUUUCCGAAGAAUAAUUUAAAAAAUUGGUUUAACAAUUUUCAUGUGAAAAAAUGUCUGUGAAUGAAAAAUUAUUAAAGGAUUAAAGAGAGAGAGAGAGAAGUUUUUUUUUCUGUGUGCUGAUUUACCAGAAGCGAAAAUUGGAAAUUUCUUUUCUACUGGAUUCAAAUUAGAGAAUCACAGCGAGAGAGAAAGAGAGACACGAUGGGGAACGAUUAAUAACGACAGAAAAAAUUAUGCUUAAGAGAUUGUUUGAUCCGACGAGAUGGCUGCUUUUAGCAACAAUACUCUGUAUCAUUCAUCGCUCUGUUGCAUCUCCCUUUGAGAAUAAAACUGGACAAAAUGACAGUAGAUCGAGAAUAUUUUCACCGCGAAUGGAUUACGAUGAAUGGACACCAUUGGGUCGUGGUGAUCCAUUAAAAAACGACCCCACAUUCGACUACGUACCACCAGUUCUCGAUCGUGUUCAAUACUGGCUCGAUUCACACACAACCGAACCAUCAGCGAAACGUGAUAUUCUCAUUUUAGGUGUCACCGCAAAAAAAUCAAGUCCCAAGCUGCCGGAGCAUUUCCUAAAAUUUGUCGACGCACCGAAAUUCAAUCGCAAUAAAGAAACAAUAUUCCGUAACGAUUUCACCGGCAGCACUGGCGCCGAACCACCAAAGUUGAUGCGUACCAAUAAUUUCCGCAAUGCACCAAUUGAUUUUCGAAAUCAGAACAAGAUUCAAUCAAUCCCAGCGAGUUAUUAUCCGAGUCCGUUUUACAAUCAAAAAUCAAAACCCUACACUGUCAUGAUGCCACCGCCGUUGAAUCAGAAAAUAUUGAAUGAUGGUCAAAAUUCCUAUCACAUGAAGGAUAAGAUUAUAUUCGGAGAACAGUUUAGUACUCAGACGGAGGAGGGUCCUACGUUUCAGGAUUAUAAUCCUCCGAUGAAGACCUACUCACAGGGUUACAGAUCGACCUUCUCUUCACCAUCGCCUUUGAAGUCGAAACAAAAAAUCCAGACUAUGAUUAUUCCGCAGAUUGAAAAUAUCUUUACGUCGUCGCAAAUUCCAAAAAGCUAUGAAGCAACGACUCCCUCGGUGUCCUUUGAGAAAUCGAACCUCGUUUACCAGUCGACACAAACUUUAGAAGGUGGUUGGAUCGGGUCCAGUAGACCAACGUCUUCGAUUCCUCCAGUGGAAGUGAAUCAGAUCACCUGGAAGGCGCCGGAUCGCUACGAAGUCGAUCAUCACGUUUCGGCUUCUGCCAAUCACGAGGUCGUUAUUGGUCAAAACGCCAAUAUUAUCGUCGAUGGUGAUAGUAGUGACCACGAGGAAGUUGUCCUGGGUCAUAAGGAAUCUUCAAAAACCACCAAGGCACCUAAAUCUUCAACUAGUUCGAACCCCGAAACAAGUACCGAAUCCGUAAAGUAUCAGAAUAGCGGUUUCGACAAACCUUCGACCCAUAUUGUAGUCGCCAAUUCGCCCCCCACUGUCGACGUGGUCUCUGUGGUAAUGCCCACGAACUACAACGACAAGAAACCGACCGAAAGUUCGCCGAAUUCGACCGAAAGCACUACUGCAUUGAAUUUACUGUCUAGUUCGGAAAUGUUUGUCCAGAGCUCGAAACCUAUCCAAAAUACAAAGUCCUUCGAUACUGCUAAUACAGUUUCGGGUAUGAAUCAUCAGACGAUGGGUCACAGGGACACUUCGAUAUUCCAGGAAUUCGUCAGCUCUCCAGACUCGUUGAGUACGGACUUCAUUCAAGUACCGAAACCCCAACCGUUUAGGAACAGUAUCAGCUCGCCGAUAAUGCCACACUUUAUGGACACCCAAACACUUCGGCCUAAUGCUUUUUCACCACCGAAGAGAAUGCCCCCGACUAGACAUACGGGGUUUAAGCAAAAUUCCUUCGGAGAGUCAUUGUUACCACAGCAGAGACCUAUGCACCGGUUCAGACCUCCUAUGUCACCAAUGGGACCUCCGGUAAUGUCUCCGAUAAUGCCUUCGGCAAUGCCUUCGGUAGUGCCGCAGCUAAUGGAACAACAAAAACAUCAGAAUCAGGAGUACAGACCCCAAAAUGCUGGUGUUCAGGAGUACAGACCCCAAAAUACUGGUGUUCAGGAGUACAAACCCCAAAAUACUGGUGUUCAGGAGUACAAACCCCAAAAUCAAGAGUUUGUCAAACACCCGAAAAACGAUUAUCAUCAUUCGAACCAGUUCAUCAGUCCUUUGGGACUACUGACCCCGACGAUGCAAAUGAAUCACGAGAAGGAGUUCACAACUCAGGCGUCGCCGAUCUUCACCCCGACGAUCAGGGUCGAUAGCUACAAGCCUCCUAACGGACAUCAAUCGCCAUUAUUCCAGUUACUGAACAGUGAAGAAAUGCGGAACAAGCCAGAAAUUAAGAACAAACCAGAAGUGAUGAAUAAUCAAGAAAUGUGGAACAAUCAAGAGACAAAAAAUGUCCAGGAGAAGAACAAUCAAAUGUGGGACAAGGAAACAAAGAACCAGCAAAUGUGGGACAAUCAGCAAAUGAAGAACAAUCAAGAAAUGUGGAAGAAUCAAGAAAUGAAGAACAGUCAAGAAAUGUGGAAGAAUCAGGAAAUGAAGAACAGUCCAAUCUGGAACAAUCAGGAAAUAAAAAUGAGUCAAGAAAUGUGGAAGAAUCAGGAAAUGAAGAACCAUCAAAUGUGGGACAAUCAGGAAAUGAAGAACAGUCAAGAAACCAACAAGUACAAUCAAGAUACAAUCAAAAAGGACCAACGACCAAUCAUCAACGAUCAAACCCCAUUGUCUUCACUACAAACAACAACAGUUCCAAAUCUAACCACAGAUCCACUCUUUUCGCACUAUAAACAACCGGCGAAACCAAUUCGCGGUCCAAUGUAUCUGAUAAUUCAGGGACACUCGAAAGUGAAGACUUAUAAGCCGACUGUGAGUAAAUAUGGAUUUCCGGUGGCGAAUGAAAUUUUUGACACUACCACUAAACGGGCGCAGACGAAAUAUGAAAAAUUGAUUAAUGAUAAUGCGAGGGGGGCGAUAAUUCGUGAUAUUGGAGGGAAGAAGAAAAUUGAGGAGCGAACGCAAAUUCAUGGUGCGGCGAAGAAUCUAUUGAGUUUCAUUGAAAAUGGACUCAGUGCGUUUACUGUUUUUCCACCGCCGGCAACUGAGGAGGAACGACAGGCUAAUUACGUGACAACUAUAUAAAAUAUUGAUAGGAAUUAUUAAAGAAAUAUUGUUUAUAAAAAAAAAGCGAAAUUAUUUGUUUCGAUUCAAUGGAAUUGUAGAAUUUUGAAUAUUGAAUUUUACUUGAGGUAAAACUUUGGAAGAUUGCAGAGAAACUUGCGGCAAAGUUUGCCAGACGUGGCAAAAUGACAAAAUAUAACAAAGUUUUUUUUGAAAAUUAAAAAAAAUUUUCUUAAAAGUUUGUUGUAUGCUUGAUGUUAAAGGAUUCUGCAAAACUUGACGUCCCACGUCGAUUAAAAGAAAAAAUUUUUAUCUUGAAAAACGACGCUGGAGUUGUUAAUUUAUUUUUACAAUUUUUUGUGGUCGAUUAUCAUAUUUGGGCUUUUUUUCAUCAAAUUGGGAGCUUUUUUUAUUCAAGAAGAGCUUUUUGCGAAACAAUUCGUUUUUAGAAUUCAUUUCCGAUCCAAAAAAAAUAAUUGUAUCUUGAAAAACGACGCUUGACAAAUAUUUAACAAUUUUUGGAGGCGAUUAUCAAAUUUGGGCUUUUUUCAUAAAAUUGGAGCUUUUUUUAUUAAUCAAAAGCUUUUUCCGAAACACGAAGUUACUUAGAUCUUUUUUAGAAUUUGUUUUCGAUUCAGAAAAUAUUUGUGUCUCGAAAAACAACUCUGGUCUUGACUAUUUAUUUUCACAUUUUUUGGAGCUGAAUAUUAAAUUUGGGCUUUUUUUAUAAAAUUGAAGGUUUUUUUUAUUAAUAAAGAGCUUUUUUCAGAAAACAUAGGUACUGAGAACUUUUUUGGAAUUUAUAUCAAAUUCAGAAAAAAAUUUGUAUCUUUAGAAACGACGCUUGUCUUGUAAAUUUAUUUUUACAAUUUUCGAAGUUAAAUUUCAAAUUUGGCCUUUUUUUCAAAAAAUUGAAGCUUUUUUUAUUAAAAAAGAGCUUUUUCCGAAACACGCAGGUACUCAGAUAUUUUUUAGAACUUAUUUCCGAUCCAGAAAAUAUUUGUAUCUUGAAAAACGAAGCUGGUCUGGAAAUUUUAAUUUCACAAUUUUUAGAGUCGAAUAUCAAAUUUGGGUUUUUUUUUACCAAUUUUGAGCUUUUUUUAAUUAAAGAUGAGCUUUUUCCGAAACGCGGAGGUAUUUAGAACUUUUUUAGAAUUUUUUUUUUUUUUUGACGUGGGAUGAGAGAUUGUUACAAGCUUGCAAAGAAUUAUUAGAAGCUUGCAAGGAAUGCAAUUUUCAAAAAAUAUUUCAUUUUUAAAUUUAUUUUUAUGCUUGCAAUGAAUAUUUGCAACAAGAUUGCAAGAAACGAUUUUACUUGCAAAAAUUUGCAAAAAUUUUACUUGCAAAAGUGAAUAGAAAACUUGUUGCAAACCUAAAAUUUCAAUUCA
Molecule: messenger RNA, 4819 nt
Organism: Leptopilina heterotoma
Lineage: Eukaryota; Metazoa; Arthropoda; Insecta; Hymenoptera; Figitidae
Exons: 4
Coding region: 498-3452 (984 amino acids)
Source: RefSeq, a predicted model, not a curated record